Dermatophagoides farinae (American house dust mite) is the source of this 1941-nucleotide messenger RNA. NCBI's taxonomy places the organism in Eukaryota, Metazoa, Arthropoda, Arachnida, Sarcoptiformes, Pyroglyphidae. The record is from RefSeq and is a predicted model, not a curated record.
UGAUGUAUUGACGACAAAAAAAAAUGUCCAACUUUGAUAAAGAAAAAAUAGUAUUGCCACCGCCACCACCAGCAUCAACGAAAACCAAGUUGAAAUUAAAACGGGUACAUACAAUUUCCGGAUCAUCAACAACGGCAACAACAAGUACAAAGAUUAAUAAUAAUAAUAAUGAUAAUUUUCAUCCACCGGAUAUAAGCAACAACAAUAAUAACCAUCAUCAUUUUAAUAAUAAUAAUGAUAAUGAUAAUGUUAGUCAUCAACAGACUGCUGCAGCUAAAUCAACAAUAAAAACAUUGUCAACAACAUCAUUGCCCGAACAGAAUAGCUAUGGCCAAUUCACUAUGGAUAGCAUUGAUUUAGAUCGACUCGAUAUUGAUGAUGAUAUUGAUUCAUGUUCAUUGGAUCUUUGGUCCAUAACCAAGGAACAACAAUCAUAUUAUACUAAACAAUUUAAAUUAUUACAAGGAAAUUGUAUCACCGGUACAAUAAAGGCUAAUGUUGCAAAAAUAUUUUUUGAAAAAUCCGGUCUCAAUAUUAAAGAUUUAUCACAUAUAUGGAAAUUAUCCGAUAUCGAUGAAGAUGGUGGUCUAUCAUAUGCUGAAUUCUGUGUAGCCAUGCAUUUGGUUGUACUUAGACGUAAUAAAGUAGAAUUACCUAUACAACUUCCAUUACCAUUACGAAAAGCAUAUCGACGAUUAAUGAUGUUAACAUCAACAUCAACAUCAACAACAUUUUCAAUGGUGAAUAAUGCACAAAAACAGCCUAUUGGUAUUGUUCGAUCAAUUAGUAGUGGAAGUAGACAACAUUCCAAUAAUAAUAAUAAAAUGAUGAAUACUGAAAAUGGUACUAGUGGUGGUGGUGGUGGUGAUAGCUUUCCAAUAAAAAACGAUACAUCAUCAUCUUGUCAACGAAGACAUAGUCAAAAUUGGACACGAUUCACUAAUGAUUCACCAAACAUGUCAACAAUCAAACAGAAUAAUAAUAAUAGUAGUAUUGAUAAUAAUAUCGUAUCCAAUAAUAAUACAUCACCAGCAAAAUUAGCAAAUUUUGAUUACAAUAUAAUUGAUGUUAUUGCUACUAAUCCAAAUAUUCGUCAUCCAGUACCAUUACGUGUAUCACCAUCAUCACCGGCAUUGUUCGAUUUAGAACAUUGUAUUGUAAUGGAUUCAAAUCAAACUAAUAAUAAUAAUAACAAUAAUGAUGAUAGUAAACGAUCAUCAUUGAAUGAUUCGUUUACAUCAUCAAAAUCAAUUGAUUCAUGUCGUGAACAAUUUUCUCCAUUCAAAAUUAUCAAUCAUCAUCGUUCAAAUAAUAAACCGAAUUCACCGAAUGAAUUUUUUACUCGUAACACUUUGUUGCCAACCACAACCACAACCACAACAGGAACAGAUUCAAAUGGCAUACAAUCAUUGAAAAUCGAUUCGAACAACAAUCCGUUAUCAUCAUCAUCAUCAUCAGAUAAUAAUGGUAUUACUGUGAUACCAUUUGAAAAUGUAACAAAAAUUGAUGAAUUACAACAAUCGAUUCGUAUUUUGAAUGAAUCAAAUCAACGUUUACAGCGUACAAAUCAAGAAUUAUCAAUAGAUUUAUCUGCUAUGAUUAAAAUUGUAAAUCAUUUGAUUAAACAAUAUUCAUCCAGACAACAACAACAACAACAACAACAAUGAAAUAUUGUUUCUGCUUGUUAAAAAUGAAGAAGAAGAAACAAGAUUACUUGCUCUUUCAUAAAUAAUUUCAAAUUCAUUGGUCACAAACUCUAUUAUAUGGUCUUUCUUUCACCAAGAAAAAAAAAUACUUUGAGUGAAACUAAAAACUUAUAUAUAUAAUAUAAUAUAUAUCCAACACACCUCAUUUUCUCAACUGUCUGUCUCUGUCUCUCUCUCUUUCUCUCAUUUUGCAUUACAAAAUAUUAAUGUUUUUGAUUUGAAAUUUUUUUUCCUA